Molecule: messenger RNA, 1778 nt
Organism: Trypanosoma brucei brucei TREU927
Lineage: Eukaryota; Euglenozoa; Kinetoplastea; Trypanosomatida; Trypanosomatidae
Source: the annotation of a RefSeq genome assembly
AUGUCAAGAGCAAAUAGUCCCGCAGCUCCACAAGGAAAUAAUGCAAACCAACAAGUGGCAGGUAAUUUUGGAGCAGCCGUGAGGAGACCGCGGGAUGAAAAUGUACCGCCUCCUCCUCCUGCUGCUGCUGCUGCCGCUCAGCCUCCACAAAUACGGCAGAGAACUGAAGGGGGGCCCAACUGGACUAUGGAUAGUAAGGUGAGGGAUGUGCUGCUGGAAGAUGCGCUGCUGCAACGGUAUGAGGUUCUGCGUAAUAUGAAAUUGCAUGACCUUUUGAAUCAAUACUUCUCAAACACGUAUAACACAGAGAAUGUGGCCAUGUUUUUGUUUGUUAAGAAUCCCAGAAGAUAUAUUGUUGAUGCUGAGAUUCUUGAGGAUAUACAAGGCACUGAUGAGUUUAAAACAGUGAAGACAGCUAUUGAUCUGUCUGAGAAGGUAGACUACCUUGACGAAAAAGAAAUUUACUACCUCAGUCAGUGGGAGGAGAAGGGGAGAGGGGAAAUAAGGGAAUUUGUUGGUCCCAUGGCGAGGGGAAGGUUGGAUGGAGCGGUGACGGCCGCCAAGAGAGCGGAAAAGCGAGCUGCCCAAACAGCUGGUGGUGCUGUCGAACUGAAAGGAUUAUAUGAUUCCAUUUAUAAUGCGAAAUGGAGUUAUGUGAUGUCGGGUUAUCGUAGAGAGCCACUUGGAAUGAAAGUGUUCGAUGGAAGACCACAGAGCAUUUGGACCGAAGCGGAGGUGGAUAUAACUCCUGAUCCUACCAAUGUUGAUGCAGAGAUUGAGGAGAGACCCGAUGGUUUGGAGAUUUUCGUUCUCACUUCGGAGAAGGGUUGGCCAUACAACAGGUUUGCAUUGGAUUACACUACGGGGCGCAAAGUAGUAUUUCAGCACGUAUACAUCCGUCGUGAAAUUGUGCGCGUGUGGUAUAAAGUCGAAAAAGAUCUGAAAACAUGGUGGGUGGAAAAGACAGCUCACAGACCACCGAUACAUAUUGUUAUUGGUACACCUGGUAUUGGUAAAUCAUGUGGCCUUGGAUCAUUUUUGCUUCAUUCGUUGCUUCACUUCCAUGAAGGAAUGCUUGAUGUUGUUGCAUAUUUCACAGACACGAUCGCCUACUUAAUAUAUAACAGAAAGGGUGAUGAAAGAGGGAGGGUUGUGCGGUACGAAGAUUUGAGAGCUGCGGUCAACGCCAUAAAUAAAAUGAAAUUUGAAAACAGAGGACACAUUAUUAUGGACAUAAGGUAUGCAAUGCAGCAGCUUUACACUCAACUUCCCUCUGAUGUUUGGAGUGUAACUAUUUUCACUUCCCCGAAUAGUUCCCACUUUGGUAACUGGACUACAAAUACGGGAGGCCGCCAAAUUAUUAUAAACUGUGAUGAUGUGCGUGACAUGAAGGCAUUUGUGGCAUGGAAAAAACUGUCAAUACAUACAAGGGAAAAGGUAUCCAACAGAAGAAGAUACGAAUUGAGGAAGGAAAUGGAAGAUGAGUGGAGAAUAGUGGAGGGACGUAUUAAUUCAAUUGGGCUUUUGCCUCGUUAUAUAUAUUUGGUUUAAGCUGUUAUGAAUGGCGUCUGAAAAGAGUUCAUGAUGCGUUGGAAACUAUGAAGAAGUCGGGUGAAUAUUCCUAUAAUGAUAUUAUUGAGCAUACGGCUGCCUGGAAGAACAAUGAAGUUACGGACAAGUUGGUAAAGGUUGUAAGAGUGAAGGCAGAUGUUGGUGGAAUCGAAUCAUACAGUUGCCAAGCUCUAUCACUGAUGAUUCGAAAUAUGAUGUUGAGUUAA